Mercenaria mercenaria is the source of this 3586-nucleotide messenger RNA. RefSeq lists its product as uncharacterized. Lineage: Eukaryota; Metazoa; Mollusca; Bivalvia; Venerida; Veneridae. Gene Ontology annotation, biological process: norepinephrine biosynthetic process; octopamine biosynthetic process; dopamine catabolic process. The coding region runs from base 34 to 3492 and encodes 1152 amino acids. Gene Ontology annotation, cellular component: secretory granule membrane. The record is from RefSeq and is a predicted model, not a curated record. Gene Ontology annotation, molecular function: copper ion binding; dopamine beta-monooxygenase activity. The transcript is spliced from 24 exons.
CAUCUGCGCCUUUGUAGUAACCUCAGAUGAGAUAUGAAAGUCAUAAUUGUGUUUCUACUUACUACAUUUGUAGGUCUGGGUUGGUGUUCAGAUUUCCCCGGGGUUAAAACUUCAGAGAAAUUUGACAAUGAUCUGAGUCUUGAUACCAACGGAAAUUAUUUGUUGUUCUGGAACUUCAAUGACUCGCACGUGACAUUUGAAGUGCAUGUACGAACUAAAGGAUGGGUUGGAUUUGGCCUGUCAGAUAAUGGGAACAUGUUUCCUGGAGAUGUAGCCGUAGGCUGGGUUACCGACGAUGGCACUGUUCAUUUUUCUGACCGUCACACGGUAGGACACAAGAUGCCAGGUAUGGACAAGUCACAGGACUGGGAGCUACUGUUCGGCGAGGAAAACGAGUUCGGUACAACCCUCAAGUUUGUCAGAAAGAUUAACACGUGUGACGAUGCUGAGGACAAAGUCAUACCAGAAGAGACAGUUCGUCUGAUCUAUGCUUACGGUCAGAAUGAUCCUAGCGACGACAACUCUAUAACUUAUCAUGGUAUCACUCGAGGGACAAAGAGUGCGUCACUUCUAAAUCCUACCAAGACCGAUGUUAAACUUCCUGAUGAUGUCAAGUAUUUCGAUUUCCUCAAUGGUAACUUUCUAGUACCAUCAGAUAAGACGACAUACAAUUGCAAAGGUUUCAAGCUGCCACCAAUAGGAAAACAUCAUAUGAUUAAGUAUGAACCAGUCAUAACACCCGGGAACGAGUUACAUGUGCAUCAUAUGAUUCUAUACCGAUGCAGUAUAAAAGACCCUGAUUAUUGGGAUGGAAAAUCUAGCUCGUGCUACAAGGCCAGAACUCUACCACAGUGCCCGAUUGUAACUGUUGCUUAUGCAGUAGGAGGAGGGCCAUAUUACUUGCCCGAUCACGUUGGUUUUCCGAUCGGUGGACCGGAUGAAGAAACUUUCUUUUUACUGGAGACGCACUACGACAAUCCCACCCAAAAAGCACAUUUGAUAGAUAAUUCUGGUAUGCGUUUAACACUUACAUCAAAUCUACGUCAGCACGAAGCCGGUAUGUUACUGCUGGGCUCGAUGGCCGACGAAUCACAAGUUAUACCCCCAGGACUAAACAACUACUUAUUCAAGUCGUAUUGUACAGAGGAUUGUGUGAAUAAGGCAUUCACUCAUAGCAACAUGUCAGAGAUUAAAGCUAUUGGUGUAAUGCAGCAUGCACACUUACUUGGCGCGGCAAUAGAAACAAGACACUUUAGAAAUGGAAAAGAGAUCAAACCUUUGUUCACGGAUCCCAAUUAUGACUUCGACUUCCAACAAACUCGAGCACUACCAAAAGAAGUUUCAAUCUAUCCGGGUGAUAGUUUCCAGGUAGAUUGUACAUACGAUUCGACAGACAAAAACUCAACAACGUUUGGUGGACUCACGACUCGGGACGAAAUGUGUUAUUCAUUUGUGUUCUAUUAUCCCAAGAUGGAGUUAGGAACAUGUAUUUCACGUCCUAAAUUGGACAACUUCCCGUUUGACACAACGAAUAAACAUCAUGCAUUCGGGACAUACGAUUGGACAAACAAUUUAGAUUACUUUAUGUCUCAUGCUUUUAAUGGUACUUUCGAACAGUACUGCUUCGGACCGAAACUACCGGUACAGUGGCCAUUCCCAACUUUCAUACCUCCCGAACCAGUACAGAAAUACGUUCCGCCACCUACAGACUGCUCCUCUCCUUACAUGCCUGACGAACCUCAUUUGGCCGCCCGUAGCAUAUAUAUACGCACUCGAUUAACAGACCAUCAAGACCUUACGAUGAAGUUGGAAGCGAUUUUGGUCCUUUUAGCUACUGUCCAAGCGGUUUGGUGUUCGAACAUUGCUGGAGUAAAGACAUCAGAAAAAUUUGACCACUCUGUGCUUUUAGAUACAGAUGGAAACUACAUACUUUUCUGGAACUUCAAUGAUACGCAUGUGACUUUCGAGGUACACGUGCGCACUAAAGGAUGGGUAGGCUUUGGAUUCUCAAACAAUGGUAAUAUGUAUCCAGGUGAUGUAGUAGUCGGAUGGGUCAAAGAUGACGGAAAAAUCCACUUUUCCGAUCGUCACACAGUCGGUCACAGAAUGCCAGUGAUGGACAAGUCUCAGGACUGGAAGUUACUUUUUGGAGAAGAAAAUGAGUUCGGUACGGUACUCAAGUUUAUAAGAAAGAAAAAUACGUGUGAUGAUGCCGAGGAUGAAAUUAUUCAGGAGGGUACAAAUCGAAUUAUAUUUGCUUACGGGGAGCAUGACCCUGCCGAUGACAACUCGAUAAAUUACCACGGAACCACCAGGGGUACAAAGAGUGUGGCAUUACUCAGCCCGAACCCUGUGAACGACAACCUUCCAGCUGACAGCAGACACUUCGAUUUCUUAAACGGAAAUUACCUGGUGCCAUCAGAUACGACGACCUACUGGUGUAGAGGAUUUAAGAUGCCACCAAUUGGAAAACAUCAUAUGAUCAAGUAUGAAGCUGUUGUGACGCCAGGGAAUGAACUGAAUGUUCAUCAUAUUGUAUUAUACCGAUGUAAGAUUGACAAACCCGACUACUGGAAUGGCAAAGCGGGCAUUUGCUAUUACCAGAAUAGAACUCUUCCAGAAUGUCAAAACAUCGUCAUUGCAUGGGCAAUAGGCGGAGGGCCAUUUUAUUUCCCCGAUCACGUGGGAUUUUCUAUUGGCGGACCGGACGAUGAUGAUUUCUACAUCAUGGAGACGCAUUAUGAUAAUCCUACCCGGAAGUCGGACAUGAUCGAUGAUUCUGGAAUCCGAAUAACUAUAACACCAACACUGCGUCAGCACGAGGCCGGCAUGUUGGAAUUAGGUCACCUGGUCAGCUACUUCCAAGUGAUACCGCCGGGACUAAAUAACUUUGUAUCGAAAUCAUACUGCAGUUCCCAGUGUUUAUCUCAGGGUUUUACUCAGAGCAACCUGACAGAAAUUAAGGUUAUUGGUGCGCUUCAACAUUCUCAUUUACUUGGGGUUGCUAUAACAACAAGACAUUACAGAAAUGGAGUUGAGAUUCAACCGCUCAUGACUGACCCGCAUUAUGAUUUCGACUUCCAAGAAGUCCGAAUGUUGCCGAAGGAAGUUCCCGUAUACCCGGGUGAUAGUUUCCAAGUUGACUGCACUUACGACUCAAGUGGUCGCACAAAUGUAGCCACGGGCGGUUUGUCUACCCGAGAAGAAAUGUGUUUAACGUUCGCAUACUACUAUCCGAAAAUGAAAGUUGAAAACUGCGUCUCUCAGCCAAUCUAUGAUAAUUUUCCAUUCAGUUAUCAAGAGUUAAAACAUGUCAUUGACACUGUUGACUGGCAAAACAAGACGGUGGUUGACUUCUUUGUGUCUCACAUCGACAAGAGUCAGGUGUAUGAAGUAUGUGAUGGACCGCAUCUUCAGCCACACCAGCCUCACAUGUAUCAGCCAACUGAGCCAGCGCACCCGUAUGUUCCUCCACCACCAGACUGCUCGUAAUUUUCGUGCAUAAAAAGCAAAACGUUUAACCACAUAUUUUGUCUUAUUGUCAGAUGAACUUCAUACAUUCAUAUAAAACUUUAGAAAUUUUGAA